Messenger RNA from Colossoma macropomum (tambaqui), 1299 nucleotides. RefSeq lists its product as uncharacterized. The transcript has 6 exons. Lineage: Eukaryota; Metazoa; Chordata; Actinopteri; Characiformes; Serrasalmidae. Bases 95 to 1162 code for a protein of 355 amino acids. The record is from RefSeq and is a predicted model, not a curated record.
GGGGUGCACUCCGCUGUCUCUAGUGUUCACAGCAGUGAGAGGAGACAAAGGACACUAUCAGGAAAAUCAGAUUUGAAUUUCUUUGAACUUCAGGAUGAAGAUCCUUCAGUUCAGGAUGAAGAUCUUCAUCUCCACCUUCUACCUGAUCUCAGGCCCAGUGUGCUGCUCUGAUGUGUUUGGCUAUUUAGGAGGAAGUAUCCUUUUAUUCUCUGAUCUGCAGUGGGAUGUAAACCAUACAAGAUAUGUUUGCAGGAUGGAACAAAGUAGCUGUCUAGAUAUAAUGAAGAAUCAGACUAAGAGCAGGUCUGUUACUAGCGGGAGAUUCAAGAUGUAUUCAAAUGUAAAUGGAGAGUUUACAGUGUUGAUCAGAGAGUUGAACCCACAGGAUUCUGCCGUGUACAGAUUUGGAGUUGGGAAUGAAAAACAUAAGGACAUCAAUCUGACUGUUCAGAAUGAUGCUUGCUGUGGUACUAUUGAAAAAAUGAAUGCUUAUCUGGGAGAGACGGCCACCUUCGAUUGUAACCAUCCAGAUGAGUUUAAGAUAAACAGCAAGUACCUAAUCAACCUCAAAGAUCAAAAUCCAGUUAAAAGAAUAAUUUGCACUGGACAAGAGUCUCAGAAAGAGCAGAAAGGCAGAUUCUCCAUCUUUGAUGACAGAAGAUCUAAAGUCUUCAGUGUGAACAUCAGUGAUGUGAGAGAAGAUGAUGGAGGACUUUAUCUGUGUGGAGUGUGGAGGAAGGAUAAGUCAGUGGGUUAUUACUCCUACUUCAAAGAGAUUCAGCUACAGGUUACUGCUCGAGGUUCCUCUGUCAUCAUCACUGUAUGUGUCUGUGUGGCUCUGUUGCUGAUUGGAGGAGCAGCACUGAUCAUCUACAAACUGAGAAACCACAUGAUACAGGACUCGGCCUCGACUGGCCAGAGAACAGACAAAAAUAACGAAAAUGAUGAUGAUUAUGAAAAUGUUCCACGUGGAAAGCGAUACGACAUCAGCAUGGGUCAAAUCCAACAAAACCUAAACCCCAACCCUAACAUAUCAGAUUUAGUCUAUGAGGACCCUGAUCCAAACUCCAACCAAUCAGAUUAUGACUAUGAGAAAAUGGAUGACAACACCAACCAAUCAGAUUUCAUUUAUGAGAACGUGAACAUCAACAGCAGUGGAUGAGGGGGGUAUUUCACAAAGCAGUGUUUCUCAGCUACAACAUAAGAACCAGUGAUAACUCCCCAUUAGAAAUGUCUUCUCUUAUUGGUCAAAGCUAGACUUUUGAUUUGAGUUGUCUGAGAAGCUUACCAAAUACACCC